AUGUUAGCGAUACUGAAAAUUGUGAUAGUGACAGAAAUGUUUCAGCGGAAAGUGGGCGGAUGGCAUGAUCUGACCAACGUCGACUACCACUGCUGGCCCUUAUCUGCCAACGGCGCCAACCCCACGCCAUUCACCAGUUGUCCAGGUGUGAACAUCCGUUGGGUAGUACCGCCCCCUGACGAAAUUCGAGCUCAGGAGCCGUUUAACGUGACGUAUGAACUGACCUUGGGUCCACAAUUCUUUCCUUGGGCUGUGUCAUUUAACAUUUUCAACGAAGCAGGAGGGACUGGCAUUAGCAACGCGACAGAAGCUGAGGACUGGUGUAAAAACACGAUCUGCCCACUGCCAAAAGACGCCACCCAGGAGAACUGCUGUAUCCAUCACGUGAACGUCCACUCGUGUCCUCUCGAUAAUACGGCCCUUGUCCAGAACGGACUCUGUGGGCCGUGGAUCCCGCCUCACGGGUCGAUAUUCACCCACUCGGAGGUCCACGUCGGCCCCGUGGAUCACGGCAACUGGACGAGCGGUGUUGGCGGUCUGUACGAACCCGGCGAUGUAUCGAUGAUCGCUCACUUCAAGUUGGCCAAGAUGCAUAUAGCUGUUGAAAAACAAAUAAAAGUUUUGCCAAGGACUGUGUGUGGGGACGGUAACUGCGAGGGCGGGGAGGGUGAGACGUGUCACAACUGCCCCGCUGACUGUGGAUCGUGCCCUCUCAAGGUCUGGCAGAUCAGUAUCAUCAUCGUUGGUUGUCUGGUAGCGCUGGGCGUACCCAUAGGCGCAUGCGGGCAGCGCUUGGUUGUAUCUUCCCCUCCGGCGGAUGGUGACGCAAACUGCGUUGAUAUCCACAUCAACUUGGACGCGGUGGACGGCAAAGUCCCCUUCAUCGGGAUUGGCUGGCAGUGGGUGGUACGCCUUGUGUUUGGGCUCGCUGAUGAGCUGGCGAACGUCCUCCAGAUUGGAUUUAAUCAGUUGAUGGAAACGCGGGUGGAGCUUGCUGGCCUUCAGUGUCCAUUGUUUUCCUGGUUGUUGCUCUGGCUUCGGCGGUUGAGUAGGGCGACAUGGCCUGUCUGGGGUGGCACUCGGGGGAGUGGUCGCCUUCCUCUUCACCACUGCCGUCUUCCGGGCCGGGACCUCUACGGGCGUCGGCGGUUUAAUUGGCGACACAUCCGGAGGUCCAGAAGAAAAGGCCGAUGGAUCGGGUCUGUUGUAGGGAGUGACACAGAUCGCUGUGUCAAACUCGUUCAGAUCCUCGUUCUCCAUCGAAGAGACUGCGUCGGUUGGAGCCGGAGCCACUUCCUUCUUCGUCUUCUUCUUCGGGGCGGUCCAGCAGACGGAGUCGCUGCCGGCGGUUUAGCCGCCGAUUCUGCAAGGCGAGGGAUAUUCGCUAGUUUUAUAAGUACACGAAGUACCAGUAAUGUUGGCUCUGGAACUGGUGAGAGUUUGAUGGGAGAGGCGCCUAGGAACCAAAUGUUCGCUGCCACAGCCUCUUAUGAUGGUCGUGUGGUGGUUGUACGAAGAGUCAGAAAAUUAUAUUUCCUUCUCACAAAGAAAAUCAGAGAGGAGGUAAAAACAGUCAGAGAGCUCGAUCACUCCAACCUGUGUAGGUUUAUUGGCGGGUGUAUUGAACUUCCCAACAUCUGCAUCAUCAGCGAGUACUGCCCCAAAGGAAGCAUCAACGACGUCUUGCUCAACGACGACGUCAAUCUCAACUGGUCCUUCAGAUUCUCGUUUGCCUCGGACAUUGCGCGAGGUCUGGGUUAUUUGCACCAACAUAAAAUAGUGCACGGUCGUGUUCGGUCCAACAACUGCGUGGUGGAUGAUAGGUGGACGGUGAAAAUUACAGAUUACGGUCUGGAGAGGUUUAGACUGGAGGAUUUGGACGAGGAGGAGCAGAAUCAGUACGACCAGAAGGAGAGACGUCUCCGGGUCUACAAGGGUCCGGAGUUCUGGGGGAUGGCGGAGUACUACCCCACCUUCCAGGGGGACGUGUACGCGUUCGGCGUCAUUCUCGUGGAGAUCGCCACGCGAAAUGACCCAUACGGCAAUGAAGAUCCGAAUAAUUUGCCGGAGAAAUGGCGACCGCCACUGCCGAGCCUGCUAGAUGAGAAGGAUCAGGAAACGUCGUGUCCUUGUCCACAACAAUAUUCAGGGUUAAUUGAGAGUUGCUGCCUGGAAUGGCCUCCAGAUCGUCCGACAUUUGAAAUGGUCAAGAAAACAUUGUACAAGAUAAAUCCUACUAAACUCAGCCCCGUGGAUCUCAUGAUGGACAUGAUGCAGAACUAUUCUAAAAACCUAGAGGUGCUAGUAGCCGAACGUACCCAGGACCUGAUGGCAGAGAAACAAAAGACUGACAGGUUGCUUUAUAACAUGUUGCCCAAGGUAGUCGCUGAUAACCUUCGCAUAGGAAAACCAGUGAACGCCGAAAAUUACGACUCUUGUAGCAUCUACUUCAGCGACAUCGUCUCGUUUACGACGUUAUCGAGCAACUGUGACCCCAUGGACGUCGUCAGCCUGCUUAACAAGCUGUACACGACGUUUGACAGCAUCAUCGAGGAGUACGACGUCUACAAAGUGGAGACUAUUGGAGAUGCAUAUAUGGUGGUUUCCGGAGUACCGAAGAUCAUCCCUUACCACGCCAAAGAAGUGGCGGACAUGGCGAUCGACAUCGUGCAGGCGUGCAGGGAGUUCGUCAUCCCCCACCGACCAGAAGAACCUCUUCAGAUCAGAGUCGGGAUCCACUCAGGCCCAGUCUGUGCAGGUGUGGUCGGUCAGAAGAUGCCCAGGUACUGUCUGUUCGGUGACACUGUGAACACAGCCUCGAGGAUGGAAUCCAACAGUGAACCAUACAAAAUACACGUCAGUGAUUCGGCCUAUCGGCAACUUGUAGCGUGCGGAGGACAUGUUUGUACGUUACGAGGAGUGAUUCCAAUAAAGGGAAAGGGUGACAUGAAGACGUGGUGGGUUACAGGCAGAACUGAAACGCGAUCUCGACAAACCAGCAACCUGUCUUCUGCCACGCAAGAAAAAACACAACAAAAUAGCGUUAUUCUGAAUAGGGAUGCAUAUUCAAGCACAAACGAACUGACAAGCGUGGACUGUUAAACUGCAUCACACAGAGAAGAUAUUAAGCGCACACAGACUGGAAGAAAUUUCUCACAGGAGAUGUGAAUAAAACAAGAGUGCUAUAUUUAAUAUUACACGACUGCUAAGCUUCCUGCUCAUGUUAUGUUACAUCAUACAUAUCAUGACGUCAUCAACGGCAACCUGCAGACUGGCUCGUUCUAAUGUCAGCAUCACGCACGUUAUCACAGACAGUUUGUAAUGUUAUGUAAAUUUAACAGAAAAAUGAACCUCUGUUAAAAAGAUUCGAACCACAGACCCUCUGUGUGAGAUUCCAGCAUUCUACCAACUUAGCUAAUAGGGAAAUUCCCCAAAAGCGAUUUGGUGAAAACUAGCGGGUGCUACAUAGCAUUAAAUUUAAGAUAUCUAGAUGUUGUACUUAUGCGUCGAAUUCUCAGCGCCAACCAUGGUCUUUAUAUGGGCUUGCUAGUGGUCUUUAUAACAGCAGCUGUCAUUAAACAUGAUGUCAUUCUAGCAAUAAAACGUAUCAUAAAUGCUGAUACACAUUAAAAAAAAGAACGACUUCAUGGAAUACUUGCAAAGCAUCAUGUUGCGUUGUACUGUGUACAAUAAUCAUUGUUUUACGUCUCAUUUGUAUAUUUCACCCGUUUACAUAAACCAUAUUCUAGGAAUCACCAUCACAACUGUCACUUAUACAUACAUCAACCAGGGGGGUGUGCAGUGUGUGUGUGUGGGGUGGGGUGGGGGGGGGGGGGGGGCGUGUCAAUGGCAACAUGCAUACUGAAUCUUAAUAAUGUCGGCAUCAUACAUAGUUUUACAUAUUAUCCGGCCACCCAACCCCCCCCCCCCCACCCUCGACCAUAUCGAAUAUUUUUCUUUUAAAAAAAAAAAUUUUCCUUGGGUGCAGAACUCGAUCCUCCCUAGAAACUUCAAUCACCACAGUCUAGACCCCCCCCCCCCCCCCCCCCCCGCAUGCCUGUCAACGUCGUAUGUCAAAUAAAACAGUAAUAGUUAUAUGGGGGAAAUAAUACUUAUUAAAUACUUGUAUUGCCCUGCUGUAACCAAGUUCAGAACAUAUGUAACAUAUAUCAUUGCUGACA
Molecule: messenger RNA, 4181 nt
Organism: Gigantopelta aegis
Lineage: Eukaryota; Metazoa; Mollusca; Gastropoda; Neomphalida; Peltospiridae
Product: atrial natriuretic peptide receptor 1-like
Exons: 20
Coding region: 1-3102 (1033 amino acids)
Biological process (GO): intracellular signal transduction; receptor guanylyl cyclase signaling pathway; protein phosphorylation
Molecular function (GO): peptide receptor activity; protein kinase activity; ATP binding
Source: RefSeq, a predicted model, not a curated record